AUGGUCGCUACACGAGUGCAAGCUGCGCCUGCGUCUUCCAAGGGCAAAACGCACUCGCCGCAACCAGUCCGUCCAUCGCAGGGCCCACUCAAGUCCACAUGGCACCGUCAAGACGAUAAGCACGGCUGGGGCUUCUUCCAUUGGCUCAUCCACUUGAUCGACAUCGACCCGCUCCCGCCCGCAUCGACGACGAUUGUGCACGACAAGGACGACCCCAUCCCCGUUUGGAGCAACCUUAGCGCGCACAUUUUCAUUUGGCCGCGCUUCGGUGCUGCUUUCGCGCUUCAGUAUGCCUAUGCCCACUUCACGGGCCACAACUUUGGCUUGCUAACCAACAUGCUCUUCUGGGGCACGUACGUCGCGCUGUACGGUAUCAAUGUCAUCCACAGCACUCGAACCGUUGCACAGCGCAUCGGAUUCCUUCAGCCGCACAAGUCGCGCGACGGCAUCCCGGACCAUCGCGUUCGUGAGGUGUUGCAGUCCCUCGCCAUGACUGGCUUCCUGCGUCCCGUUGCGGCGACAUUGCUGUGUUACGACCCCAGCCAAGACAUGACGCUGUCCCCUUGGCUUCCGGUGCUCAUUCCCGCCUUUGCCAUCGCCGUCGACUUCUGGUUCUACUGGUACCACCGCGCCAUGCACGAAUCCGAGACGCUCUGGAGGCUGCACCGCACUCACCACACGGCGAAGUUGCCGACAACGGUGUUGGCGCUUUACGCCGACUCGGUCCAGGAGUGGGGCGAUGUGCUGGUGAUCCCGCUGCUGGCGCAUCUGACGGUGCGGCUCGUGCUACCCAUGGGCUUCUACGACUGGAUGCUGUGCUGGUCGUACGUCGAGAUGCUCGAGCUCAUGGGUCACUCGGGCAUCCGCUGUGCCGGCACCUCGCCCGCAUUCGACUGCCUGCCUCUUGCCAAGCUCGAUAUGGACAUUGUGAUUGAGGAUCACGACCUCCAUCACUCGAACGGAUGGAAGAAGUCCGGAAACUACGGCAAGCAAACUAGAAUCUUUGACAAGCUCUUCGGAACAGUCAUGCCGCGCGUCGAGAUGCUCGACCAUCUCAUCGACACUUCGGACAAGGUUUGGUUCCCUCAGUGGUAG
Molecule: messenger RNA, 1095 nt
Organism: Moesziomyces antarcticus
Lineage: Eukaryota; Fungi; Basidiomycota; Ustilaginomycetes; Ustilaginales; Ustilaginaceae
Exons: 1
Coding region: 1-1095 (364 amino acids)
Biological process (GO): ergosterol biosynthetic process
Molecular function (GO): iron ion binding; C-4 methylsterol oxidase activity
Source: RefSeq, a predicted model, not a curated record